AUGGCCACUGCCCAGCUCUCACACACAUCACAGAAGCAUAAAACCUCCAAGGAAGCAGUGUUGUUUCCACACACAGUUACCACUAAACAGCAGUCCAUGGUUCUGGUGAAAAGGCUUCUGGCCAUCUCUGUUUCCUGUAUAACAUACCUGAGAGGGCUGUUCCCAGAGAGCGCAUAUGGAACUCGCUAUUUAGAUGACCUCUGUCUAAAAAUCCUUCGAGAAGAUAAAAGCUGUAUGGGAUCACUGCAGAUAGUCAAGUGGAUUCAAGGUUGUUUUGAUGCCUUAGAAAAGAACUAUUUGCAUAUGGCUGUCCUGGCAAUUUACACUAAUCCCAAGGAAACAGAGAGAGUGACUGAGCUGUAUCAGUUCAAAUUCAAGUACACAAAGGGCAGACCACAGAUGGACAUCAUAAGCAACAAAAUGGCCUCUGUGAGUGGGGUAUGCAGUAGGGAGAUUAAGAAAGCCAGUGUUCUCUUGAUCCGUAAACUGUACCUCUUAAUGCAGAACCUCGAACCCCUUCCCAAUGAUAUUACCCUGACCAUGAAACUCUUCUACUAUAAUGAUGUAACUCCUGAUGAUUACCAGCCCCAUGGCUUUAAGGAAGGCAGUAGCCCAGAUAACCUGCUGUUUGAUGGUGAUCCUGUCAACUUGAAAGUAGGAUCUGUCUCCACUGGGUUUCAUAACCUAAAAGUGAGAGUAACAACUGAGAAUAAGAGGAUGAGGGCAUUGGGAAGCAACCUGGUCCAGGAGAAUGGCCCAACUGAGAUUUCCUAUCAAGGGCUAGAUUGUGAUGAAGAGGAAGAAGAAGGUAGUACAAAGGUAAGGAAAUGA
Messenger RNA from Gavialis gangeticus (Gharial), 831 nucleotides. It is a transcript of the gene HORMAD2, whose product is annotated as HORMA domain containing 2. The coding region runs from base 1 to 831 and encodes 276 amino acids. Lineage: Eukaryota; Metazoa; Chordata; Crocodylia; Gavialidae. The transcript has 9 exons. The record is from RefSeq and is a predicted model, not a curated record.